Fukomys damarensis (Damara mole-rat) is the source of this 3659-nucleotide messenger RNA. It is a transcript of the gene Slc6a11, whose product is annotated as solute carrier family 6 member 11. Gene Ontology annotation, biological process: neurotransmitter transport; sodium ion transmembrane transport. NCBI's taxonomy places the organism in Eukaryota, Metazoa, Chordata, Mammalia, Rodentia, Bathyergidae. Gene Ontology annotation, molecular function: gamma-aminobutyric acid:sodium:chloride symporter activity. Bases 71 to 1846 code for a protein of 591 amino acids. Gene Ontology annotation, cellular component: plasma membrane. The transcript has 14 exons. The record is from RefSeq and is a predicted model, not a curated record.
CGACGCGAAGGCUGCGGAGGAGGCGCGGGAGACCCAGGCGCUAGCAGGCUGCGGGGACGCGCGGGACCACAUGCGGGACAAGGCGGUCCACGAGCGCGGCCACUGGAACAACAAGGUGGAGUUCGUGCUGAGCGUGGCCGGGGAGAUCAUCGGGCUGGGCAACGUGUGGCGCUUCCCCUACCUGUGCUACAAGAACGGCGGAGGGGCAUUCCUGAUUCCUUAUGUGGUAUUUUUUAUUUGCUGUGGAAUUCCUGUGUUUUUCCUGGAAACGGCUCUGGGGCAAUUUACAAGUGAAGGUGGCAUUACUUGUUGGAGGAAAAUCUGCCCUUUAUUUGAAGGCAUUGGGUAUGCAACACAGGUGAUCGAGGCCCAUCUGAACGUGUAUUACAUCAUCAUCCUGGCCUGGGCCAUCUUCUACCUGAGUAAUUGCUUUACCACUGAGCUCCCCUGGGCCACCUGUGGGCACGAAUGGAACACAGAGAAAUGUGUGGAGUUCCAGAAGCUGAACGCGAGCAACUACAGCCAUGUGUCCCUGCAGAACGCCACCUCCCCUGUCAUGGAGUUUUGGGAGCGCCGCGUGCUGGCCAUCUCCGAUGGGAUCGAGCACAUCGGGAGCCUCCGCUGGGAGCUGGCCUUGUGUCUCCUAGCAGCCUGGACCAUCUGCUACUUCUGCAUCUGGAAGGGCACCAAGUCAACGGGAAAGGUUGUGUACGUCACUGCCACCUUCCCCUACGUCAUGCUUCUCAUCCUUCUCAUCCGGGGGAUCACAUUGCCGGGGGCCACCGAAGGCAUCAAGUUCUACCUGUACCCUGACAUCUCCCGGCUGUCUGACCCGCAGGUGUGGGUGGACGCCGGGACGCAGAUCUUCUUCUCCUAUGCCAUCUGCCUGGGCUGCCUGACUGCCCUGGGGAGCUACAACAACUACAACAACAACUGCUACAGGGACUGCGUCAUGCUCUGUUGCCUGAACAGCGGCACCAGCUUUGUGGCCGGCUUUGCCAUCUUCUCAGUCUUGGGCUUCAUGGCCUACGAGCAGGGCGUGCCCAUUGCCGAGGUGGCCGAGUCUGGCCCUGGCCUGGCCUUCAUCGCCUACCCCAAGGCCGUGACCAUGAUGCCUCUGUCCCCGCUGUGGGCAACCCUGUUCUUCAUGAUGCUCAUCUUCCUGGGCCUGGACAGCCAGUUUGUGUGCGUAGAAAGCCUGGUGACAGCCGUGGUGGACAUGUACCCCAAGGUCUUCCGGAGGGGCUACCGGCGGGAGCUGCUCAUCCUGGCACUGUCUGUGGUCUCCUACUUCCUGGGCCUCGUGAUGCUGACAGAGGGUGGCAUGUACAUCUUCCAGCUCUUCGACUCCUACGCUGCCAGCGGGAUGUGCCUGCUCUUUGUGGCCAUCUUUGAGUGCGUGUGUAUCGGCUGGGUGUACGGAAGCAACCGGUUCUAUGACAACAUUGAAGACAUGAUUGGCUACCGGCCACUGUCACUCAUUAAGUGGUGCUGGAAGGUGGUAACCCCUGGGAUCUGUGCGGGCAUCUUCAUCUUCUUCCUUGUCAAGUACAAGCCACUCAAGUACAACAAUGUCUACACCUACCCCGCCUGGGGCUACGGCAUCGGCUGGCUCAUGGCACUGUCCUCCAUGCUGUGCAUUCCACUCUGGAUCUGCGUUCAGCUGUGGCGGAUGGAGGGCACGCUGCCCGAGAAAUUCCGGAAGUUGACAGUCCCCAGUGCAGAUCUGAAAAUGCGGGGCAAACUUGGGGCAGGCCCACGGACAGUGACAGUUAAUGACUGUGGCGCCAAGCUCAAGGGUGACGGCAGCAUCGCAGCCAUCACAGAGAAGGAGACGCACUUCUGAGCCUGCCCACCUGCCCACCACCUCGAUGCUCCUCCUCCCCUCCCUGCGUGUGAAUGACCCCAAGCUUCUCCUAGUGGUAGGGGCUUUGCUUCUGUACACAGGAUAUAUUAACACGUUAAUCUCCAUGGGCCACUGUACACUUGGCUGACAGCCCCCGUCCCCGCCUUGCUCCGUGACCCCGGAAGUAUCUGCCACCUCGAGAUAAUACUGUACAGUGACUAGCACCCCUCGCAUCCCACUGUGGUUUGAAUCAGUGUGUCCUAGGGGGUCAGUGUGCCAUAUUGCAAAACUUUUAUACUGGGGUUAUGGGCAGGUGGGGUGGGGAGUGACAAAUGCUGUUCUCUGUCAGCCUCUUCACCCACCAUUCCUGUCCUGCAUUUGUCGGCAGCCGGCCCUUCUAGGUCCCCAGGAAGAGCUUCUUCCCUUGAACCGUCCCUUUUUUGGGGGUGGGAUUUGUAGGCUGAAGGUCACAUGGAAGAGCAGAGAAAGUCCUACGAGGCUGGGGACUCCUGGUCACAGGCCCCCUGCCUCGAUCCCACCAAGUGACCCUGGCCACUCUCUUCCCCUCCUUGGGCCUCAGUUUCCCCAUCUCCAAAAUCGGGGGAUUCUCUGCCUCCCUCCCCUGAAGCACUGCUGUUGGCUCCUUCUGAAGACACACAGGCCAUCAUCUCCCAUCACCGAUCCCCACCCUGGAAUCCUGUCCCCACCUGCUCACUGGAAACCAGAUUUCUCCUGCAAUGAUGUGCUGAUGUGUGUGCUAACCCUGGCUCCUCCUGUCCAUCCCCUGGUCUCAUCCUCCCUCUGUGCCUCCAUCCUGGGCACGGCUCAUGGCGCGGCCAUGGUGGCUUCUGGCUCAGGAGGUGUAGAACUUCCUGUAGCCUCCCAAAGCGAGCACUGCACAGAGGCCACAGGCCCCUUCUUUGUCCCCAGCCACCUCUUCUCCUGCUCACUGUCCCCUGCCUACCUCCAUCCUGUCUCAUGUGUCUUGGCAGACCCUGUGUGGAGACUGCUUCCCUAUCCUUCCUCCUCCUCUGCACCCGUGGCCAGAAGCCCCAGCUCCUGCCUAUCCAGACGACCUGGGGAUGAUCUGGGCCCCCUCUGGCUCUUGGGUUGGGGGGGUGCAGGCCUCAGGCCAUGGAGAGGCAGGGAUGUCCCCUCCCUGCCUGACCUCAGGCCUCAAGAGUGAAUCCCUUUCUCUGAUUAACUGGAUUUCACAUCGAGCCUCCAUGUUGCCUUCCGAGCUAUAGGGGUGGGGAAGGCACAUUAUUUCUCCUUGCCCACAGGCCCCAAUUCCACGUAAUGGAAAUGUGAACUUUCUCCAAAGGAGACCCAUGUGUUCCAUUGACCCCAAGGUUUCCAGAUGCCCCUCUUCUCUACUCCAGCCCCCAUUUAAAGCCGGAGUUUGUUCACAGGGAGGCCCAGUGCCCCAACGCGGGUGAGGGCACCUUGUUCUGGGGCCCCUCUUGCACCCAGCUGCUCAUGGGCAGGCCAUCCGACCUGGGGGGACCUGGUGGGGCUCCCUGCACUUGUUGGUCCUCAGCCAUGCUCCUCCCAACAAGCUCCGGGGAUGGGAGAUCUACUGCUGCUACAGUCCCACCCCAGCUCCUGCAGGCGGAUGGACAGACAGACUGGUCCCUGAGGUCUGCCGCUGCAACGCAGGCGCCAGACACGUGGCUCUUAACACUUGACACUCUUAACCCUACUCAUGAGGGGGGCAGAGGGGCUGGGUUUUCUGUGUUUUGUAAUUUCCUACUAGGAUCCAGGUAACUUUGUGGGGUGGGGAGGGCAGUGUGGGGCGGGGCCAUGUCAUUGU